CAAAUGCCAAAAGCGAAAACCAAAAAUUUGACCUUCCAAAAACACGCUUCAUUCCUACGUCUCUGCAACUCAAUGAAAACAAUAAAUAAUAAUAGCUUUCCACCGAAACAUUCUAAUUCUACAUCAAGAUAAUGUGAAAGCCACUGUAAAAUUCAAUUAGAAUCCGCAGUUUACAUUUUCCAAUCCCUUCAGUCUUCAACCACCUGAUCUCCCUUUCCCAAUUUCCCAUUGAAAACCCUAAAAAUCUCUCUUUUUAUCUCUUCCAGUUUUCUUCUAAUUCCACAAGGGUGGCUUUUGUGUAUCCCUGAAUCAUCAGUAAUUGCUCUGCAGCUCCGUCUGAUCUAAACCAUCUUCUUGUUUCUUCAUUUUCGUCAAUACCCAAUUCUCUAAAUGUUUUUUUGAAAGAGACGUUAUUUCGUGAAUAUCUGUUCAAAUUCGCUGCACAUUGCACUUAAAUUACUUAGGAACCAUGUCGUUCGAGGAAGAGGAAUCGUUCGAGCACACUCUUUUAGUUGUUCGCGAAGUGUCCGUCUACAAAAUCCCCCCUCGGAGCACGAGUGGUGGUUACAAAUGUGGAGAGUGGCUCCAAUCUGAUAAGAUCUGGUCGGGGCGUCUUCGUGUUGUUUCGUGUAAAGAACGUUGUGAGAUCCGGCUGGAGGAUUCCAACUCCGGUGAGCUCUUCGCCGCUUGCUUUGUCCUCCCCGGGCAGAGGGAGAAUUCCGUUGAAACUGUUCUCGACUCGUCACGCUACUUCGUGCUGAAGAUAGAGGAUGGGAGGGGCAAGCAUGCCUUCAUUGGGUUGGGAUUUGCAGAGAGGAAUGAAGCAUUUGAUUUCAAUGUUGCACUAUCGGAUCACGAGAAGUAUGUAAAGAGGGAGAAUGAGAAGGAGUCAGGAGAGGCCAGCGAAGACUGUCAGAUCGAUAUUCAUCCUGCUGUGAAUCACAGGUUGAAGGAAGGUGAGACCAUCCGAAUAAAUGUGAAGAACAAACCAACUAGUGGAACUGGCAUGCUUUCAGCUGCUGGUUUGUCUGGUGCUGCUUCAGGUGCUGGGAAGGCUAAAACUUUGGGCCUUGCUCCACCUCCUAGUGGGUAUGGAAAAAUCAGAUCCCCUCUUCCACCCCCGCCGAAUGACCCUGCUACAGCUCGGAUGACCUCUGGAGGUCAGGGUAUUGGUCUCCAGGGUUCCAAGGAAAGUGCAAGGCACACUACUGAUCCUUUGUCAAAUCUUUCUCAAGUUGAGAAAAGCCUACCAUCCACAACAUCAUCUGGCCCAACAAAGAGCAGCACUGCAGCAGGGUGGGCAGCAUUUUAAUUGUGUGAGCAUUUCUUAAAUUUGAUUGUUCACGACUUUGGGGUGAGUGAAAAAAAAGUAAACUUUGGGACGAUGAAAGAAAAAAAAAAAAAGAGGGAGAGAUCAAGUGAGAGUGAGGCAUCUUAUACUACAGAUUUCUUCUAUAAAAAGAACAAUUUCUGAUGGGAUAUAUUAAUUGUCACUAUAAGCCUUUUUACAGAUGUAUAAUGGAGACACUAGUUAUUUACAUUACUAGUUGUGUUGCUUUCUGUUA
Messenger RNA from Nelumbo nucifera (sacred lotus), 1565 nucleotides. RefSeq lists its product as uncharacterized. The record is from RefSeq and is a predicted model, not a curated record. Gene Ontology annotation, biological process: endocytosis. NCBI's taxonomy places the organism in Eukaryota, Viridiplantae, Streptophyta, Magnoliopsida, Proteales, Nelumbonaceae. Gene Ontology annotation, cellular component: clathrin vesicle coat; membrane.